AUGCUCCCGCGAGCUCUGUGUCUUCGACCACAAGAGCUGCUUGAGCUCAGCUCAUGGCCCUUCUACUUCCCGGCUAUUGCCGGGAAGCGCGGGGCGUCUGAUGACGCGAGACGUCCUGUUCUUUCCGAUCGAAAGCGUCCACGGCGACUGGGCAAUCUUGCCGAAGUGGCGCCUAAAACUCCCACGAGUUUUCGGAGUCGGGAUAUCCCCGCCACUUCACCAGGUAUUGGGUUCGACCCUGGUGACGACGUCGUCCAACAAGACAUUCCACGUGAUAGUAGACGUCACCGUUUUCAUCAAGAAAAAUCGUUGGCGGGCGGUGACGACCGGGUCGACCGCCGUCCAGUGACUCAUGAUGCUCUUCGAACCCUUGAGAACAAGGUCUUUCGUAAUCGGAACAUCGCUGAGCGUCAUGCUGAAGUAGCAUAUCGCUGUGCGGACGCUCUUGACAAUUUAAAGCACGUUGUGCGCCGGCUGCCUCGUCUUGAGGACUACCGCUCUCAGUCGAAGCGACUUCUAGCCGUGGAGCAGGCGGAUGCAUCGCUGCAGGCAACGGUGGAGCGCUUGGCCCCAUUGGAAGUGGAGGUUGUUGCACUCCGUGCUCAGAACCAAUUGCUGGUUCAACUUUUGGGUGGCCGCGGGCCCGUGGAUUCCGCUCCUGCGCCAACCCUACCGCGUUCACUUGCGCCGAAUCCCGGUACGGCUUGA
Molecule: messenger RNA, 708 nt
Organism: Plasmopara halstedii
Lineage: Eukaryota; Oomycota; Peronosporomycetes; Peronosporales; Peronosporaceae
Exons: 1
Coding region: 1-708 (235 amino acids)
Source: RefSeq, a predicted model, not a curated record